AAACUGCGAUGAAGCUGCGGGACCACCGCCGGGACCGCGCACAUUUCUUGAUUACGGAUACCUGUUUUAAUUGGCCUCAAUUGCGUCGCGUCGUCACCACCACGCAAGCCCAUCCUAACCACAUGUCAUUGCGGUGACAGAUUGGGUAACCGCAAAGAAGCCAUUGUCCCGGUGAGACAUACAAUCGGCCACCAUGUCCACCCAACACCCAUCGCAGCUCAUAUGCUGGCUCCUCGACGUCCGCUCUCUCUGGCCCGGCGACCACAUCUCCUCUUCGGCCACCGCCGCCCUCUCCCUCCUCACCUCCGACGAGCGCGCCAAAACCCUCAGCAAACACUUCAUCCAAGACGCGCGCAUGGCACUCGGCUCCGCGCUGCUGAAGCGGCUGUUCACCGCACGGUAUCUCGGGUCCGGGGGGCCGUGGGCGGCGAUGGAGUUUCCGAGGCGGGGGGAUCCGGUGCAUGGCAAGCCGGCCGUGAGGGAGGAGUGGGCGGGGAGGGGGCGGUGGGUGGAUUUUAAUGUGAGUCAUCAGGCAGGGCUGGUGGCGUUGGUGGGGGUGGUGGAGGAGCUGGAAGAUGGGGGGAGGGCACGCGAGGGUGGGAAGAGGGGGACGGAGGUGGGUGUGGAUAUCACUUGUGUGAACGAGCGGAAUGACUGCCGCACGAUUGACCGGGAGCGCUUCGACGGCUGGGUGGACACGUUCUCCGAGUUCUUCUCCGCGGAUGAAUGCUGGGACAUGAAAUACAACAUCGACCCGUCUGGCCUCCCCCUCCCCGACGGCACGGUUCUCUCUGCCAAAGAGAUCGAGUCCACGCCCGGGCGUCCCGACCGGUGCCUUGUCAAAGACCAAACCUUUUCCGUCCGACGCGCCGACGGCUCCAACGUCGCCCUGAGCUCCGACCUGAUCGUCGACGCGAAGCUCCGCCGCUUCUACGCAUUCUACUGCUACAAGGAGGCAUACAUCAAGAUGUCCGGCGAGGGGAUGAUGGCGGACUGGCUGCAGGAUCUCGAGUUUCGGAACGUGAAGAGUCCGAAGCCGGGAACCGUCGCGGGGGUCUGGGGGGGGAGUAUGAGCGAUGCGGAGGCGUAUCUAAACGGGGUGGAGCAGACGGAUGUGGCGUUGGAGAUUCGGGGGCGGGAGGAGGACUUUAUGAUUGGGGUGGCUGUGAGGCCCGGAGAGGGGUUCAGGGGCAGGAUCCCGAUGUUUGAGCGGAUUGAUUUGGAGAAGGAUAUUAUGGCGGCCGCGGAAGGGCGGUGAUACAAGCGGGUAUGAUACCACGCUUGAUAUGCGGCAUACGCAUAGGCGUACCCCAUACGGAUAGCACCGCUACAAUUGACACUGAUAUGGUCGAUUUGGCUUUCAUGCUGUGUCUGGAAGAGCAGUGCUCCAUUCCGCACUAGAGUAAAAAGGAUCGUUUCUUGAUCUUCUAAUCAUCACGAUUGGCUACUCUUCCAAUAUCCCCCUUAAUUGUACCCUGUGUACUUCGUCUCAAUCUCCUUAACAAUU
This is a messenger RNA of Eremomyces bilateralis CBS 781.70, 1507 nucleotides long. RefSeq lists its product as uncharacterized. Gene Ontology annotation, molecular function: holo-[acyl-carrier-protein] synthase activity; magnesium ion binding. Gene Ontology annotation, cellular component: cytosol. The coding region runs from base 194 to 1258 and encodes 354 amino acids. Lineage: Eukaryota; Fungi; Ascomycota; Dothideomycetes; Eremomycetales; Eremomycetaceae. The transcript is spliced from 2 exons. The record is from RefSeq and is a predicted model, not a curated record.